Messenger RNA from Bufo bufo (common toad), 3290 nucleotides. RefSeq names its product peroxisomal acyl-coenzyme A oxidase 2-like. Gene Ontology annotation, biological process: very long-chain fatty acid metabolic process; fatty acid beta-oxidation using acyl-CoA oxidase; lipid homeostasis. The coding region runs from base 133 to 2145 and encodes 670 amino acids. Gene Ontology annotation, cellular component: peroxisome. Gene Ontology annotation, molecular function: fatty acid binding; FAD binding. Lineage: Eukaryota; Metazoa; Chordata; Amphibia; Anura; Bufonidae. The record is from RefSeq and is a predicted model, not a curated record. The transcript has 14 exons.
UUUAUUUGCAGAUCAGGUCCCGCCCUCAGAUCAGAGUCCCGACUGUACUUAGAGCCUGUGCAAAGCUACCAUCCAGGCAGUGUCAGUGUGACCAGUGCAAAGAAGACCCCAGAUCCCUGUACACAGUGCACUAUGGCCUGGUGGAAAACGAGCGCUGCAGGGAGAGACCCUAACCCUGACCUCAGCAGCGAGAGGAGAAGCCCUUCCUUCAAUGUGGAGGCCCUUACUAACAUUCUGGAUGGAAGUGUGGAGGAGACUCGCUUUAGGAGAACAGUAGUGGGCGCCAUUAUCAAGGACCCUGUCUUCAGCCGAGAAUAUCUGUACUUCAAGACCCGCUCUGAGAGAUAUGAAGGAGCCGUCAGGAACACUUUCCACUUGAAGAAGAUGAUGAAGGAAAUGGGAUGGGAUGAAAACGGCCCGGAAAUUGAACUAAUUUACAGGGCGCUAGGAGGAGAAAUUGGUCUUAAUAUACAUAAUGUGUUUGUGAAAUCAAUCAGCGCCCUGGGCAACGAUGAGCAAGUUGCUAAGUGGUUGCCCCUCGCACAAAAUUAUAAAAUCAUAGGAACCUACGCACAGACUGAACUAGGACAUGGAACAUAUCUGCGGGGUUUAGAGACCACGGCCACGUUUGACCCUUCCACCCAGGAAUUUAUAAUAGACACUCCCCAGAUUACAGCAACAAAAUGGUGGCCAGGAGAUUUAGGAAAAACCAGCACUCAUGCUUUGGUCCUAGCUCAGCUAUAUAGCAACGGAAAUAAAUACGGCAUGCAUCCGUUCAUAGUCCAGGUCCGAAGUCUUGAGGACCACUCUCCACUCCCAGGAAUAACUGUCGGGGACAUUGGACCUAAGAUGUCCUUUGAGAACAUUGACAAUGGAUUCCUCAUAAUGAGAAAUAUUCGCAUCCCUAAGGAAAACAUGUUAAGCAGAUAUUCACAGGUUCUGCCUGAUGGCUCCUAUGUUAAACGUGGAUCUGACAAGAUGAACUAUUUCACCAUGAUCGCUGUGAGGGUCAACAUGCUCCAACGCGAGGUUCUGGAUGCUCUGAUGAAAGCCUGUACCAUCUCUGUCCGAUAUUCUGCUGUGAGACGCCAGUCAGAGCUAAAACCAGGGGACAAAGAACCAAAAAUCCUUGAGUACCAAACUCAGCAACAAAAACUUUUGCCCCUCGUGGCUACGUGUUAUGCUGUCAGUUUUACAGCAAAAUAUGUGAAUACAUUUUACCACGACGUGUACAGUGAGAUUAAGAAGGAGAACUUUAACACUCUUCCUGAGCUCCAUGCCCUUACAGCCGGAAUGAAGGCUUUCGCAACAGAAGUCUGCUCAAAUGGAGUAGAAGUUUGCCGCAAGGCAUGUGGGGGCCACGGCUAUUCCCUUUACAGUGGUUUACCCUCUCUCUACACCAAAGUGACUGCUUCGUGUACUUACGAAGGGGAGAAUACCGUCCUGCACUUGCAAACUGCAAGAUUUUUGAUCAAAUGUUUUACUGGUGCCCAGUUGGGGAAACCAUUACCAGCCAGUACAGCCUAUCUAUCCUCUCCAGGGGCUGUUGGAUGCAAGGCCAUGAGACCUGCUGACUUCCUGAAUCCGGAGGUGUACCUGAAGGCAUAUGAGUAUAGGGCAUACAGUUUAGUCAAAUCCGCAGCAAAUAAAAUCGAGAGCUUUGUGAAAUCGGGGGCUGAGCAAUACCUGGCGUGGAACAGCACCUCUGUGGAGCUUGUGAAAGCCUCAAUAGCUCAUUCCCACUACUUAACCGUGAAGAUUUUCGUCUCGGCUCUGAAUUCGCUGUCCGAUGAGCCUGACAUUAAAGCUGUUCUGAAGCGGCUGUGUGACCUGUACGCAUUGCACGGAAUAUUCACAAGUGCUGGUGAUUUCUUACAACAUGGCUACCUGUCGGGGAAACAGCUGGACAUGGUCACCACUGCUUACCUCGGCCUCUUGGCUGAGCUCCGGAAAGACGCAGUUCUACUUGUUGAUGCCUUUGAUUACACAGAUGAAGAGUUAUUAUCGGCCCUGGGGAGCUAUGAUGGCCACGUGUAUCAUAACCUGCUUGAGUGGGCUCAGAAAAAUCCGGAGAACAAGAAGGUGACUCCAGUGUUUGAGACUUACCUGAAGCCUCACCUGCAAAGCAAUCAAUCCAAAUUAUGAAGAGGACAUUCCCACAAGACCCAGAUGCCACAUUACGUGAUUAUAACGUGUGCUCUUUUCCUGUUUUCACACCUCAGGGAUGGUUUUUAUAAAGUUUUUAGUCACUGAUAAGAAUCUCAAGGAAUUAAUGGUAGAGCGAAACUAUGUCUGAGGCCUCAUCUCGGCUGCCGUCAAUCAAUGUCUGGAAGAAAAGCCAUUAAUCUGAACUGUAAAUGUAAACUUCUACAGAAGAUCACGAUGUCAGCUAGAGAAGAGAUUGACCAGAAAUGGUGCAUGUGAAGAGUGGAGAAGCGGCAGCUAGUUGCCUCUUUCCUCUCUAAAUCUCCUCUGUCCUCUCUGUAGCUGAAACAGAGUCUCUUAGAAACGGAACUUCUUGUCUUUCCCCCAUCUACUAACCUACCUAAGGCCUCAAGCUCACAACCGUAUCCAUUUUGUGGUCUGCAAAUCGUUGAUCCUGUCAAUGUGUCAUCUGCACCUUUUUUGCGGACCCGCUGACUUCACUGGGUCCGUGGUCCGCAUUUUGUGGACAUAUUCUAUCUUUUUGCAGAACGGACAUAUGGAUGCAGAAGGCAAAUUAACGAUCGUGUGCCUUCCACAUCUGUAGGUCCAUUCCACGAAAGGAUAGAACAUGUCUUAUACUUGGCUGCAAAAAAUGCGGAUGCAACAAAGAUAGUAUCUGUAUUUUGCGGAUCUGCAAUUUGCAGAGUGCAUGAGGCCUAAACCUAAUAAUUCAGUUUCAGUCUGUGGCACAAUCGUAACUCCUGGGCAGCAUGCCUACUGUCUUGGGGUUAUGUGUGACUCAGAUAUUUCCUUUGCUUCCAAUAGUCAAUCACUUGUCACCUGCACCUUAAGAACAUCUCCAGAAUCCGCCCUUUUCUCAUUGUGGAAACGGCCAAAACUUCUCACCCACAAAGCUCUCCACAGUGCUGCACCUCCUUACAUCUCCUCCUCUCUGAUGUCCAUCUACCACCCUUCUUCUGCUCUCUAUUCUGCCAAUGAUCUAAGACUAACAUCCUCCAUAAUUCGAACCUCUGUCUGGUCUUCAAGACUUUUCUCAAGCUGUACCUGCUUUCUAGAAUGCAUUGUUCCGGACAUUCAGGUUGAUGCUCAACUUUCUUUGCUUGAAACGUGCCUUAAAAAACAUU